UCAUAGCUACCGCGCAUAAACCCUAAAAUCUCAUGGCUAUGGCGUCCAUUGCCAGAUUAUCCGCGGCUCCUCCAGCGGCACGCCCGAUCGGCGCCAAGACCCCGCGGUGCUUCUUCUCUUCGCAAUGCAGGAUCGAUCGCAGCAGGAGGAAUCGCGGCACGAUUGCGAGAGCGUUCUCGGACGAUUCGAGGCGAGAUGGAGAGAAGAAUGCGGGCAAGAAAGGCGGCCAGGAAGAAGGAGAAGAAGAAGGAGAAGAGGGCGUGGAAGAUCUGAUGCUACCGGUGGAAUGGUCGACGGCGUCGGCAGCAGCAGAGGAAUCGCAGUGGCUGAGGGAGAAUCUCCAUGCCUGGCUCGACAACGAGUACUGCCCGGAGCCCGCCAACGCCGAGAUCAGCGAUCGAUGCGCCACUGUCUACUACCGCUGCCUGAUCGAGAAGGAGCUCGAUGCUGGCAACAUCCUCAUGCGAAUCGUGGAGAAUUUGGAGAGCUUCUCCUUCAAAGAGAGCUUCCAUGGCGCGUUCUCCUCCGCGAACGCGGCCAUUCAGCUCAUUCUCACGAGAGUGAAGUAAAGAGAGGAUGGAGGCAAUCGGACGGACACCAAUGCCCACGAUAAGAACACGACUAAGUCACGAAGCUUACAUUAUGGUAAGCUACUGGGGACUGGAUCGCGUCAAUAGGUACUAACAAGAGGAGAAUUCAGAAGAAGAAGACGAAGAAGACGAACAGGGGAGCUCCUCCAAUUCACUCUUAAUUUUCCAAUGUGUCGAUAGCGAGCGACAAA
Molecule: messenger RNA, 781 nt
Organism: Selaginella moellendorffii
Lineage: Eukaryota; Viridiplantae; Streptophyta; Lycopodiopsida; Selaginellales; Selaginellaceae
Exons: 3
Coding region: 33-569 (178 amino acids)
Source: RefSeq, a predicted model, not a curated record